Molecule: messenger RNA, 612 nt
Organism: Fusarium vanettenii 77-13-4
Lineage: Eukaryota; Fungi; Ascomycota; Sordariomycetes; Hypocreales; Nectriaceae
Exons: 6
Coding region: 1-612 (203 amino acids)
Molecular function (GO): GTPase activity; GTP binding
Source: RefSeq, a predicted model, not a curated record
AUGGCGCAGGCCGGCGGAUCUUACAACAACCCCUUGAAGAAGUUCAAGUUGGUGUUUCUAGGAGAACAGAGUGUGGGCAAGACCUCCUUGAUCACACGAUUCAUGUACGAUUCCUUCGACAAUAUGUACCAGGCGACAAUCGGCAUUGAUUUCCUCUCCAAGGACCGGACGGUGCGGCUGCAACUUUGGGAUACCGCUGGACAAGAACGAUUCCGAAGCUUGAUUCCCUCAUACAUCCGAGAUUCCAGUGUAGCUGUUGUCGUCUACGAUAUUUCGAACGCCAAGUCGUUCCAAAACACCAAGAAGUGGAUCGACGACGUACGAGCCGAGCGAGGUAACGAUGUGAUUAUCGUGUUGGUUGGCAACAAGACAGAUCUUAACGACAAGCGGGAGGUUACUACACAGCAGGGUGAGGAGGAGGCCAAGAAGAACAACCUCAUGUUUGUCGAGACGAGUGCGAAGCUGGGCCACAACGUCAAGAACCUUUUCAAGAGGAUAGCACAGGCUUUGCCUGGUAUGGAGGGAACCGAUGCCGCAGCGCAAGCUUCGAGUCAAAUGAUCGACGUCAAGACGAACAACGCCCAGCAAUCACAAGAGGGAUGCGCAUGUUAA